AUGUGGCGUCCAGAUGGCUCUGAUUUACGGCCAUGGAAGAUUGGAGUUCUCAUUAGCCCGAAAGUCAAAAUGGAGCCCCUAAGAAUAGGUUUUCUUGGCGGAGGUGCCAUGUGUGAAGCCAUACUCCGUGGGCUGUUGGACAAAAAGGUUGUGCAGAGCUCCGAUGUAUGGGUAAGCGACGUCGCUGAGUCUCGUCUGGAAGUAAUGCGAGGUCUCGGCGUCAACGCCACUGCAAACGGUCGAAAGGUAGUUGAAAAAGCCUCUGUGAUUUUGCUUGCCGUCAAACCGGACACGGUACCUGAGGUACUACGCGAUGUUCACGACCUGAUCAAGCAGAGCCAACUCCUUGUGUCAAUCUGCGCUGGAGUGCCUUUACAAGCUUUGGAGGACCUCGUGCCGGACGGUGUGGCGGUCGUCCGAGUCAUGCCCAACACCCCGUGCCUCGUCGGCGCCGCAGGCUCCGCCUAUGCUCUCGGAAAGAACGCUUCACUCGCAAACCAUGCGAAUAUCGUGGAGGCAAUAUUUGGAGCCGUUGGACUGACUGUCCGUGUUCCAGAGAAGCUGCUCGAUGCAGUUACGGGAGUGAGUGGCUCCGGACCGGCAUACGUUUUUAUGUUCAUGGAGGCGCUCGCUGACGGAGGCGUUUGUGCGGGGCUCCCACGUGACAUUGCAAAGAAACUGGCUGUCCAAACAGUGUACGGAUCAGCGAAGAUGGCCAUGGAAAACGAAAACAUGCAUCUCGCAGAGCUCCGUAACCGCGUUGAAUCACCGGGUGGAACAACAAUAGCAGCGUCUCGCGCUCUAGAGGCAAACAGCUUCCGUGCAACUGUCAUCGGCGCGGUCAUGGCCGCGGCCCAGAGAAGCGCUGAAAUGCGAACAAAGCCGUCGCCGUUCUAG
Cyanidioschyzon merolae strain 10D is the source of this 897-nucleotide messenger RNA. Its product is annotated as probable pyrroline-5-carboxylate reductase. Lineage: Eukaryota; Rhodophyta; Bangiophyceae; Cyanidiales; Cyanidiaceae. Gene Ontology annotation, molecular function: pyrroline-5-carboxylate reductase activity. Gene Ontology annotation, biological process: L-proline biosynthetic process. Bases 1 to 897 code for a protein of 298 amino acids. The transcript has a single exon. The record is from RefSeq and is a predicted model, not a curated record.